Echinops telfairi (small Madagascar hedgehog) is the source of this 1897-nucleotide messenger RNA. RefSeq names its product CGRP receptor component (gene CRCP). Gene Ontology annotation, biological process: transcription initiation at RNA polymerase III promoter. Gene Ontology annotation, cellular component: RNA polymerase III complex. Gene Ontology annotation, molecular function: nucleotide binding. NCBI's taxonomy places the organism in Eukaryota, Metazoa, Chordata, Mammalia, Afrosoricida, Tenrecidae. The transcript is spliced from 6 exons. The record is from RefSeq and is a predicted model, not a curated record. Bases 262 to 708 code for a protein of 148 amino acids.
GUAAAGAGUUAGGUCUCAGAAACCCACAGGUGCAGUUCCACCCUGUUCUACAAAGUAUGAGUCAGCAUCAGCGUGGUGGCAGUUGAGUUUGAGGGUGUGACAAGCUUGUGCUGUGGCAGUAAUGAGCACCUGAUGAGUUGUGAGGCCCAGCCUCACAUCCGGAUGGGUCCGAAGGGGCGGUUGUGUAAUUGAGGAGUAAAUGAAAGAGACAUGAGACAAGGCCUGUAAGGACUCCCUUCUUCCGUGGAGACCGGAACCAGAAUGAGACGGAAGGACGCCAAUUCUGCCCUGCUGAGCAACUACGAGGUGUUGCAGUUACUGACAGAUCUGAAAGAGCAGCGCAAAGAAAGUGGGAAGAAUAAGCACAGCUCCGGGCAGCAGAACCUGAAUACCAUCACCUAUGAAACAUUAAAGUAUAUAUCGAAAACGCCGUGCAGACAUCAGAGUCCCGAGAUUGUCAGAGAAUUUCUCACAGCGAUGAAAAGCCACAACUUGACCAAAGCUGAAAAGCUGCAGCUGUUGAACCACAGGCCUAUGACUGCUGUUGAGAUUCAGCUGAUAGUGGAGGAGAGCGAGGAGCGGCUCACGGAGGAGCAGAUCGAGGCCCUGCUGCACACCGUCACCAGCAUCCUGCCUGCUGACCCGGAACCUGAGCCCGAGCCUGAGGGCACUGCUGCCUCGGCCAUGGAGCAGGAGGGCCCAGCCUAGCCCAGGGCACCGGCCACCGCCAAGAAGCGCCACUCCCGGGCACCGAGAGGGCUGUGAUUGGGUUUCACUCACCAUUCCAGCGGGCCUGAUUCUUUUGAUUACUGGGUGGAACACGAAAAUUCACCUAUCUCCAAAAGAUAAGCUAAGACUGAAGACUUGUGCCUCAGGGAGAAGACAGGCUGAGGUGGUCUGGGCAAGGGGCUGGGGAGAGGAGAGAGUCUGGGAUGACAGUGACCUCGCCCUUUCUGUGCUUGGAAUACUUCCUGCCCAGCCGUGGUGGCCCUGCAGGAGGUCCUGACACAGCUGCUCGCAGACUCAUGUUUCCAUGCUGGCCCUGGUAAUUGGUUCCAUGUGCUGCCCGAGGUCCGUGCCGGGGCUCCAAGCUCGGCAUCUGAGAGUGGCCCCAGAUUACCUCGAGACCCUGAGCGUACCUCCCCUCUCCGGGGUGGUCUCACAUCGGCAGGCCGCCCCAUCUGCUGGCCCACCCUGGUGGACGGCACCUUGCGAGUCUUCCAGGACACACCACCCCAGCAGUGACACCCAUGACCCCAAGGCCAAGCCAGCUGCCUUUCUAACAGUCCUGGUUUCUAGAGAUGGGAGCCCUGGGAGGGGCCGCCCUCUGGAGCAGGUGAGCUUUGUUUAUGCCCUGGGCAAACCCUCCCUGCAGAAAGACCAAGGGCACCCUGCCCAGCCCUAGCCACGGCCAGUGUCGGAGAACUGGAGGCUGUCUCAGAAGCAUUUUAAUUUGCUUCGUGAGGCAGGGUUGGAACAUGGAAGACACUGGGACGCUGACCAUGUGGAGAGCUGGUGACUUCUUCCAGCUUCAGACGGUUCAGUGCCCGGGCAUGCAGCGACCCCAGGUCCCCGGGAGAUGGCUGCGCGUGUGCUUGCUGUGCUCGCUCUGUGCCCUGUUUGCUGGAGAAACACCCAGCGGCUCUUUCUUCAGUGGCACUGCCAGUCGGAUUGCUCCCCCUUGCAACUCUGAAGCUGUUGCAGGUUAAACCCCCUCCAUUAUAAGCAACUGCCUUUAGGGCAAUCUCGACCUCGCCAUCCACACGUGUGCAAAACAGGCCGCACCAGCCUCCCAGGAGCCUGCAUCUGAGGUCUUGCUGGAGCAUUGGGCCCUGGCUUGUUGAUGUCCCCAGCAAGGUGUACCUGUCCCCAAGUCCUUGGAUCUCAUUUUAACCUA